Molecule: messenger RNA, 4967 nt
Organism: Haplochromis burtoni (Burton's mouthbrooder)
Lineage: Eukaryota; Metazoa; Chordata; Actinopteri; Cichliformes; Cichlidae
Molecular function (GO): GTP binding; protein binding
Source: RefSeq, a predicted model, not a curated record
CUGCUUUUGUCCCUAAAAUAAACAAUUGUAGUUUCUUUUGAGUCACGUAUCAAAUGACCUGAUCUUUGCAUCAUUAAACCUAAAUCUGAAAGUGAAACAAUAGCUUAUAUUUGAACAGUGAUGUUUAUAGUGACCAUAAAGACCAACGUUCUUUUACACACGUAUCAGAGUUCAUGUUGACCCUAUGCAUAAAUGUUUUCAGCAAAAAUGUUCAGUAAAAUAAAUCUUUACAUCAAAAAAGUUGCAGUCUUAACCUGAACCCCAUUAAUUUUCAAUAAAUAUAUCUUGCACAUCUUUGGCUUGUGGAAAAUGCCAAAUAACUUUAAAUGUAUUAUAUUAAAGACAGAAGUAGUAUUUUUGUCCUUAUGCAGAUCAUGUGAUUUCUGUGAACUCAGCUUGAUCUUCCUCUGUGGUACCUCCCAAGUAAAGCUAAAGGGGCGGGUCUUUCUCACAGAGUAUAUAAUGUCUGAAACAAUAGCACUCCCUCAGAAGUUCACAUAUAUAUCAGCUUCUGGACUAAGAGAUGGACACUGAAGCCGGCAGAACGAUGGAAAUUGCGGCGCUUGGCCGCCCAUUCAGCCUUGGGAUGCUGUAUGACUGCCGCCAGGAUGUAGUCAUACCUGGAAUGACACUGUGGGACUGUAAUGACCUGGAAAAAGAUAGACGAGAACAAGAACAACCUAACACUGAAUCUAAAAUAGUGGCAUCUGAAUCAAUUGAGGACAAAUCUUCAGCAUUAAAUGUUGAGGCAUCCCUGAAGGCAAGUUUCUUGGGAGGACUGGUUGAGGUUGGAGGAUCAGCCAAAUAUCUUAAUGAUCACAAAACAUCCAAAUACCAGGCCAGAGUGACACUGAACUACAAAACUACAACAAAGUUCCAGGAACUGUCAAUGAAUCACCUUGGAAGAGGCAACGUAAAACAUCCCUAUGUUUUUGAGCAAGGAAUAGCAACACAUGUAGUCACAGGUAUCCUUUAUGGGGCUCAAGCUUUCUUUGUGUUUGACCGUGAGGUUUCUAAAGAGGAAACUCAUCAAGACAUCCAGGGCAGCUUGAAGGUGAUGAUCAAGAACAUCCCCUUGCUUUCCAUAGAGGGUGAAGGGUCCCUGAAAAUGGAAGAUAAGGACAAAAAAAGUGUUGAGAAAUUCUCCUGCAGAUUCUAUGGAGACUUUUGCCUUAAGAAACCUCCAACAACAUUUCAGGAAGCUGUAGAAAUCUACAAAAGCCUUCCAACACUACUAGGAACCAAUGACGAAAAGGCUGUACCAAUGAAGGUCUGGCUGUUACCUUUGACCAGUUUAGAUUCUUCUGCUGCUAAACUCGUCCGUCAGAUAAGUAUAAGAUUAGUUCAGGAAUCACAGAGCGUCCUGGAGGACUUCAGUGAACUGGAAAGUGUAACGAUGCACUGAGAACUUCCACUGUCCAACAGUUCCCACAGAUUAGCAAAAAACUGAAAAGUUUUAAAGAAAUGUGUUCAGAGUUCAAGCUGGGAUUUCAGCAAAUGUUAGCAAAGAGACUACCAUCAAUCAGAGGAGGAGGAGAAGAGGAGGCUGAACUCGCUGAGAUCCUGAAGAAGAGACAUUCUUCACCUUUCAACAGCAAAAACCUGACUGAGUGGAUGGACUGUAAAGAGAGAGAAAUCAGUAUCUUAAAGUCUUUCACCAACAUGAUGAAAAACACCAAGACUGUCCCAUCUCAGAAUAAUCUACAUGAGGAACUUCUCAGUGCAGAGCAUGGCCUGUGUUUUGUUUUCACCUCACUGGGGAAGGAUGAACCGUACCUCUCAGCUUUAUCAGACUACCUGAAAGAAACAACCAAAACAGACGUUCACGUUUAUCAUACUUACAAUGUAGAGAAGGAACAAUGGUACCUUUCAAAAGAAGUAGCAGAUGAAAUGAGGAAGAAAGCAAAACUCUUCAGUGAUUUUGCAGAGGCCAACAAGGAAAACAAGAAGAUUAAGUUCCUGACAGUGGGGUUAACUAAUGAAACUCAGGAAGGUUCCAGCAUCUACCUUUAUGAAGGUGGAUUUGCUGUCAGUGAGAACUUUGAGCCUCCUUCAAAGCCUGAAACUGUGACUGUAGCUGACAUAAACCACAACAGUGUGACACUGAAGAUUUCUCCACCCAGAUUUGGAGCAGAGAACAUCACCUCCUACUCUGUUGAGCACUGUGUCAGUGGAGAGGAUGGAUGGCAGCAGAAGACAGAAGCAAAGGCUGAAGAAGUCACAGUGAGAGAUCUGAAGCCAAACACAGAGUAUGUGUUCAGAUGCAGAGCAGUGACCUCAGCAGGUGUCGGACCAGCUAAUGUAAUCAGUGAUGCCAUUAAAACUUUACCCUGCAGCCCUCCUGGAAAACCUCAAGCUCAGCCAUAUUCAAGUGAGAUAUCAGUUAGCUGGGAGAAGCCUGCUGAGCUUGGAGAGGAUGUCCAGAUAUUGAGUUACAUAGUGGAAUAUGCAAAAACAGAUAGCAGCUCAACAAUAAAUGACCUCGAGUGGACUCAAACAAUUUCAGGAGGUGAGAAGGCCAUCAUUUCAGGGCUUCAGUCAGAGACACAAUAUGCAGUCAGGGUCAGAUGUGACUGUGGUGUAGAUGGAAGAAGCAAGGAAAGCAUCAUUGUUAAUGUCUGCACAACAAAGUGUGAAUUUGCACGUCUGGCUGAGUACCUAAAACAUAUCAGCAAGAAAACAAACUCAAAGCUGCCCUCAGUUUACAAACUGCCCCUGGAAGAAGAAGAUAUGGACAUAGAUGGAUUUCGGAGGUAUAUCUUUGGCAAAGAAAGCAUGAGGCAGAAUCGCACAAUAAUGCUUCUUGGAGCAACAGGAUCAGGAAAGUCUACUCUCAUCAAUGGAAUGAUCAACUACAUUGUUGGUGUAGAGUGGAACGACGGUUUCAGAUUUAAGUUAGUUGAUGAGGAUCCAACCAGUUCACAAGCUCACAGUCAGACAUCUGAAGUCACUGUGUAUGAAAUCCACCACCAGGAAGGCUUUAAAAUCCCGUUCUCCAUGACCAUUGUGGACACUCCAGGUUUUGGAGAUACAAGAGGAGUAGCAAGAGACAAGGAGAUCACAGAGCAAAUCCGCAGGCUUUUCACCUCUCCUAAUGGAGUCAGUGAGAUUGAUGCAGUGUGUUUUGUUACUCAGGCCUCUCUUGCACGACUAACAGCAACACAGAGAUAUGUGUUUGACUCGGUGCUCUCCAUUUUUGGCAAAGAUGUGGCAGAGAACAUUGAAAUGCUGGUGACUUUUGCUGAUGGCAAAGAACCACCAGUUCUUGAGGCAAUAACCGUUUCUGCAGUCCCGUGUCCAAAAAAUGAGUUAGGCCUUCCGGUUCACUUCAAGUUCAAUAACUCAGCAUUAUUUGCAGACAACAGACGCAACAGAGACUGUGAAGAGGAUUUUGAUGAAGAUGAUGCCAGCUUUGAUGAAAUGUUUUGGAAGAUGGGAGCCAAGAGUAUGGAGAAGUUCUUCACUGCUUUGGGUAAAAUGGAAACCAAAAGCUUGCUGAUGACCAAAGAAGUCUUAAAGGAGCGCAAACAGCUUGAAACAGCCAUCGAAGGUUUGCAGCCACAAGUUAGAACUGGAUUAGCAAAGCUUGAAGAAAUUAAGACAACCAAAGAAAAGAUCAAAGAAUAUGAAGCAGUCAUAACUUCAAAUGAAAACUUUGAGAUUGAGGUGGAUGUUAUUAAACCAGUCCAAAAACCAAUCACAGAGAAAGGAGCAUUCAUCACCAACUGCCAGAAAUGUUCAAUAACAUGUCACUACCCAUGUGCAAUAGCACAAGAUAGUGAGAAACGUGGCUGUGCAUCAAUGGAUAUGAACGGGAUGUGCACUGUCUGUCCUGGAAAAUGCAUUUGGAGUGUGCAUUUCAAUCAGAAAUACAGCUGGGAGUAUGUUCAAGUGAAAGAGAAGCAGACAGUGCAAGAGCUGAAACGCAAGUAUGAAACAGCUAAUAAAGAAAAGAUGACUGUUCAGGAACUGAUUGAGAGGCAGGAAGAGGAGAUUGUUCACCUUCAGGACACGGUGGUGUCCCUCAUAGAUCAGUCAGCUCAGUGUAUAACUCGACUGCAAGAGAUCAGCCUGAGGCCAAACCCUCUGACCACCCCAGAGUACAUUGACAUGAUGAUUGAGGGAGAAAGAUCAGAGGCCAAAGAGGGUUACCAGGCUCGAAUCAAAUCUUUGGAGGCAAUGAAGGAGAGGGCAAAUCUUAUCUCCAAGGUAACGCGACGAGACAAACUUUCAAAAACGGAGGAGGAAUUAUCCGAGGAAAGAAAGGAGAAGACGGAAAAGAAAGGCUUCUUUAAGAAAUUUCUAAAUCACAUUGGAUUGUCAGGUUAAUCUUACGAAGGUCUACAGAUAUGUUGGAGGUGUUAUGAGGAUUAAACAAUUUAAAGCAGCUUUAUAAAACCUGCUAAGCAUGUAAAAUAAAAAGAGGCCAAGCUAGAGUUCAUGCUAAAACUAUAGUUUACAAUGCUGAAUAAACUUUCUCUUCAAGUUGUUAUCUGUUUCAUUGUAAUCUCCCAACAAUCAUUAAAUUAAACCAGAAUCUAUUAGCAGAUUGUUUCUUGUCUAUGUGGAAAAUUUUCUUUUUAACAUGUUUAAUGAUCUCUGACAGCUGGACCACUGCUGCCAGAUGUUUUUUAUUUUUAUUAUUAAAAAAAAAAACAGUAGAAUAACUUUUUGUCUUAAUUACAGGUCAUUCCUGUUUUGGUAGCUUGAUGUAUUUAAGAUCACCAUGGUAACAGAUGUCGAAAUAACUGCUGUUAAUAGUCCAUCAUUUAACAGUUGUAGUUUAAUGCAGUGUCUGUAACUCUCAGCCUGUUGACACUACAGCUUGUUUUUUCUUGUGAUUCAUUCCUUUUGUUUUUUGUUCCAAUGUGAUUUGGAAAAACGUGUCUAAAAAUGCUCGUUAAAUAAUCACAUUUACAUUUGAAUGUUAGGAUGUCUGAGGUGUGACAUUAAAUGAUUAUCCUGGA